AACUGGGUUACCGGUGGAUGUGUAAUACCGCCUGGGCCACGUGACUGCAUGGUACAGCCCCGUCGGCCUGCCACAGGAAUCAAUCAUGCCACAUGCAGGACCGAAAAGUAGGCUCCAUGCGUGAUGGCUCCUCAACGACGUCAGCUCUGCACCGCAAAGCCCACAAGUUAAUCAGCCAGUGUUCUUCCAGCCUACCUUCUCACCUCGUCAGUCUGUCGACCGUGGCCAGGGGAAAUAUGAGCCCCAAACAGUUUAAAUAUUUCAGGAACUGGAUGUAAAUAGUUGAUGGGAGCUCCCAAUAUUGCAGACUCUCCGAGCAUUCUGGAUUCAGUAUAUCUGAAGAAUGGCAAUAGAUCGUGUUGGAUACGCCUCGUUUGUCCUCUUAUGUCUUCUACCGGCCACCGCGUACGGACUUGCUCAAGGUGAUUCCGUUGCGGAUGUAAAUGACGACAUAUCUCGGGAGAAAGAGCUGAUUCGAGAUUUGCUGAAAAAGUAUGAACAGUUUGGGAAGAAUGGGCGACCAGUGUCCAACACCUCCGAGAAUAUCACUAUUCGGUUUGAAUUAAGUCUGAUCCAGAUAGUGAGUCUAGACGAAAAGGAACAGCUACUCACCACCAGUGUUUGGUACAACUUUAAUUGGAGGGAUGUACUUCUGAAGUGGAACCCUGAGGAAUACGACAAUAUAACAGAAGUCAGAGUUCCCUCUGACCUAAUAUGGAAGCCAGACAUCGUUCUCUAUAAUUUUGCGGACACCAGGUUACAGGAGCAGCGAGAAGCACUGGUGGUAUUAAACAACACUGGUCACACGCUAUGGAUGCCACAGGCCAUCCUUAAGAGCACCUGCCCAAUUGAUAUCACGUACUUUCCAUUCGACGAACAGAUGUGCAAGCUGAAGUUUAGUUCUUGGACAUACAAUGGCUAUAAACUGGAUAUUAUAUUUUUAAAGGAACCCAUGUUUCAAAUGGGUGACUACAUCCCGAGCAAUGAGUGGGGCAUAAUUGAAAACACGGCCAGUCGACUGGUGGAGAAAUAUGACUGUUGUCCUGAGCCGUAUCCCGGCCUGCAUUACACGUUAAAACUGAAACGUAGAGUGGCUUUUUACAGCGCAAUUCUCAUUUUACCAUGUGCCCUGCUGUCACUGCUCACUUUGAUCAUCUUCUGGGUACCACCUGAGUCCCCGGCCAAGCUGCAGCUAGGAAUGAACAUAUUUGUGGCUUUCUUCGUAUUACUGUUGCUGUUAUCCGAUUCCACACCACGGGCUACCUCUUCUAUACCUCUUAUCGGGGCCUAUUACUGUCUGAAUAUGUUGAUGAUCACAGUAUCUACUAUUGUUUCCUGUAUAGUAGCUAAUAUGUUCUUCAGAGGUGUGCGGAAAAAUAGAGCUCCCCGGUGGCUCGUUCGGUAACUGAUGAUAGACGGUGUCGCCACUGUUCUAAUGUUACGGACUGACUUGCUCGAAGACGAGGACGGCAACGUCCGAAAGUGGAACGGAAAAAUUACCGGCGAACCAAAGCGAAAGUUUCCCGGCACUGAUAUCAAAUAUGCCAAAGUAAGGCUGCUGGACACGCCCAAUGGGCGUGAAAUAGGUCAGAAACUCUCCAUGGCUCAUGAAAUUAUAGAAUAUCAGCAGCUUAGAGACAGAGACAGUCUCAGGCACAUGGAGGAUCCACUCAGAGCAGAAAUGCUAGAGGAAAUCAGAAGUAUACGCGAAAUGGUGGAAAGAGUGAAAGACCAGAAAGUCCGCAGAGAAGACCAUGAGAAGUUUAUUCGCGAGUGGCGAGUAAUAGCUUGUAUCACAGACCGCUUCUUUUUUGUCAUCUAUGUCAUUGUCAAUGCCGUGUCUCUUAUUGUCAUCUUUUUUACCAAAAGUUAAACUGUGAAUUCACGUAAAACUGCACGUGGGUUCCGUUGUGGCUAGUGUCCUGGACAUUCGUAUCCGUGACUCGUUGUGUUAGCGACCUGCUGUGUACAAAAGAACAGAAUAUAUCACAAACAAGUGCUUGACAAGGCCAUGAUACAAAACCAAAUCAUUGACGUUGCGGUGAUGUUCGCCAGGACAGCCCAGCUGUGAACCAUCUAAACCGGGCUUUUCUUGUUAAGGUACAUAUUAAAUGUAUGCCUAACUGGUGAUGGCGUCCAGUUGACAAGUCUACUUCAAAACAGGAAAACAAGAUUUAUUGCGGGCUUUAUGAAGGCGCAAGUGUGAAUGGUUCAGUCAAAGGUGUGAUGGGACAUAGGACAGAGGUGGCCCCGAACAAGCGGUGGGCAAAAUUACUGAGUAAGCCGUAAAUUGGACGGUAAUUAUGCUAUAAACCAUAUAACAGGGUCUUAAGAGUGAGAAUGUGGGAUGAGCUCCUGGGGUAAGUCAUAUAAACAAGGCACUAAUCCCCUGGCAGAACCUGCCCCCAACUCUGCACCGGGCGGCAAUCAGAACAUAUUUAAGUGGUCUUCGUUUAGUUUAUUUCCGGCGAAAAGGGAUAUAUAUUAUUCACGUGGAUAUCAUGUACUAAACAAAAUCACUGGAGUGUUUCCAAAUAUAUGCAACAAUUAUCCACCAUAUGCAAUAAUACCAACCGGAAAGCACUUCCAAAAUUCACACACAUUUGAGAUUUCAGGAACACUGCUAUUGGUAGAGAAAAAUUUGCUUGAAAUCUGCCUUAUGUUAGGUAAAUACAAAUAUAAAGUUGGUGAAAUACUGUAGUUGUAUGCCGAGAGUAACCGACGAAAUGAGUACUGAAACUAACAACUAUUAAGCUCACGCUUUAGCUCAACGUGGCCAUUACAAAAUUACCAGGGAGAUAACUGAACAAAAAUCUAAUCAUACAGUCGUAGUUUUUCCGAGAAGAGUUGAUGCGAUCCUUGCGUUUAAAUUGACGUUAGUUCCUCUUGACUGAACAUUAUCUGUGGCCAAUGAUAGAAUAACUGAGUCAGAGCUGUCGGCUUCUCCACGACAGCUAACUGUCCCCGGUUUCCCAUUGUCUACUAGACUCACGUCAUGUAUAUCGUAACGUAUUGCUCCCUAAUUACUAAGCCUUUAUCCUUUUCAAUUCCAUUGCAUCGUGAAAGCAAUGGUCUUGUUCGCCAAUACGGGAUUAGUGUACAAAGUGUCAAAUUAUGUCGUUACAAGGUGGUGUAAAUGUAUUCGCAUGUCUGCUCAUUAUAUAUAGGAAUUAACACUGAGAUUCCAUUUUGGUGCAUAAAUGGACAGUUUUGUCCAUGAUGUUAGUUUUAGCAGAUGAAUAAUUUAUCUCUGAACUGUAAGGAAAUGCUCACCUCAUCAAUUCCCCCAGUGUCAUUAAAAGCAGUUGAUAAUUUCCCCGACGGAGAAAGAACUUCAUCCGUACAGUUCACUGAACCAUAAUACGUCCACAAGAGAGUGUCCCUAACCCAAAGCACGGCCACAUGCAUGUGAGAGGGUCGUAAGUCUGUGGCCGACUGGUGUUGUUCAGCCGGGCCACGUCCUAACCACGGCAUGCCGAGCACACAAGGUGUUUACGAUACAUGACAUACCCAUAAACGACUGUGAUAUGCAAGAUUUUAGGAUUUGGUCAACUACGGUGGUCGGGAUUGGCCAAUUUCAAACAGAAAAACACCCAUAGACUUGUGAUAGAAAAGCCAAUGUACAUUUUGUGGUGAAUCUUACGGAAUUAUUUUAGAAUUCAGAUCAUUUUUAUGACACGUUACUUAUUACGCCAGUCACCUUCCUUCCGCAAACCAAAUCUCGUAUUUUCAUAUCUUCUCCGUUCGUAAAUAUUACUAACAGUAUAUCUGAGGUUGACUUACAAACUACGUAAGUAUAUCCUUGUAGACUACUCAUAACUGUGAAAAAACACACCAUUCUUUUACCUCUAAACAGAACCAAGUCUACAUUAAUGACAUAAGCAGAACAUUUUAUUUGAAAUAUCAAAGGUAAGAUGUUUCAAAUUCCCAUUGCAUGAAUUCUGUAAAAAGAACAUGUAAAAUGUCUCCGAGUUUUCUUGAUAACCCGCAUCGGAUUCACAGUAUCUUACCCUAUUGCUGAAACACAUAUCUUCACAACCUAUCAACGGAAUCCCUCUUCAGCUGAUCUUACCCCACCAUUAGUAUAUGCUGUUUUCUCUACAAGACGCGAUGUAGGCUUCUCUGGAAUGAAAACGUUUUAGUUUAACUUUGUGCUUGAGUCUAUUUUUGACCUCUUGUUGAAUGAUGGUAUUAUUAAUCCGGAUUGAAUGUACGUUAACUGCUGUGAGCACUAAUUGGCAGUAGUUUUGUGCUUUUGGCAAUAAAUAU
Messenger RNA from Liolophura sinensis, 4269 nucleotides. RefSeq names its product neuronal acetylcholine receptor subunit beta-2-like. Gene Ontology annotation, cellular component: postsynaptic membrane. Gene Ontology annotation, biological process: monoatomic ion transmembrane transport. The record is from RefSeq and is a predicted model, not a curated record. NCBI's taxonomy places the organism in Eukaryota, Metazoa, Mollusca, Polyplacophora, Chitonida, Chitonidae. Gene Ontology annotation, molecular function: acetylcholine-gated monoatomic cation-selective channel activity; transmembrane signaling receptor activity.